Molecule: messenger RNA, 1080 nt
Organism: Aspergillus tanneri
Lineage: Eukaryota; Fungi; Ascomycota; Eurotiomycetes; Eurotiales; Aspergillaceae
Product: glycosyltransferase family 32 protein
Exons: 3
Coding region: 1-1080 (359 amino acids)
Biological process (GO): mannosyl-inositol phosphorylceramide biosynthetic process
Molecular function (GO): mannosyltransferase activity
Source: RefSeq, a predicted model, not a curated record
AUGCGGAGAGGCGUAUUAAUCUUCAUUCUUGUCAAUCUCCUAGUCCUAUCCUUUCUUGUGCGCAGCGUUUUCACCCUUUUAUCGUUGCUCGUGGAAGAUGCCUCGGCCGAUGCAAUCCAUCGUGCAGAGCUUCCCUCGCCAAACUCAAGCCUGAUCGAGCACCGGCCCCAGAUCAUCCCUAAAAUCAUCCACCAGACCUAUAAGAAUGAGACAAUUCCCGAAGUGUGGAGGGAGGCUCAGCAGAGCUGCAUUGACCUACAUCCAGACUACGAGUACAUUCUGUGGACAAACGAGAAGGCUCGCGACUUUAUUGCCAGUGAAUACCCCUGGUUUCUGGACACUUUCGAUGGCUACAAAUACCCGAUUCAGAGGGCAGAUUCCAUCCGCUACUUCGUGUUGGCCCAUUAUGGCGGAACCUACAUUGAUCUGGAUGACGGCUGUAACCGCCGGCUAGAUCCUCUCCUUGCCUACCCAGCUUGGGUGCGCCGCACCGUACCGACAGGUAUCUCCAAUGACGCCAUGGGAUCUGUUCCACAGCAUCCAUUCUUCCUUCGCGUCAUCGAAAUACUCCAAUCUUAUGACCGCAGCUGGUUGCUUCCAUACAUCACAGUCAUGUACUCGACAGGCCCUCUGUUCCUUUCGGUAAUCUGGAAGGAGUAUAUGCAGGACAUGCCGAGCGAGGCAUCCCGAGUUCGAAUCCUUAUGCAGGACGAAUAUAACAAACACUCGUGGAGCUUUUUCACCCACCAUGUUGGCAAUAGCUGGCAUGGGAAGGAUGCCCGGUUGAUUUUCUGGAUGGGCCAUCAUUGGCUUUUCCUCACCUUCUGCGGCUUCUUUCUCGCGGGUGUUGUGGGGUUCUGCCUUUGGUGGGCCUAUGGCCGGCUUGUGCUUCUGAGCUUGAAGUAUCGCUACCGAUAUUCGAAAGUCCCAUCUUUUCCCUCGAUUCUCCGCCUUUCAUCCCCGUCGCGUAGGUCCCGACGAAACAUGCCGACGUCGCUUCGGCGGGUCAGCUUCAAAGAGGACGAAGAAGCCGGCCUUAUCACCGAAACUUCUCAUGAACUCUACAGCCGACGUGACUAA